UAAUUAGUCAUCCAUCCGUCAAAACCCGUUCCCCUCUUCCUCCUCCGUCAGUACGCCAUGGCCGAACACCUUGGAAGUGGAAACCACACCCCAUCACUUACGGAAUCCCUAACAUCACGUGGCGUAGCCUCCGCCAUCGAUUGCGGUGAUCUUCCUUCCAUCGUAUCCUCAUUCGUCGAUACUUUCGUUGAUUUCUCCGUCAGCGGCGGCCUUUUCUUGCCUCCGGAACCGGAAUCGAUUGAGAACUCGAAAGGAGAACUGCGGACGGUUUUUCCUCAGCCCAGCCGUCUCAUUGCCAUCGGAGACAUCCAUGGAGACCUUCGUAAGGCUAAGGAGGCGUUGCUGCUCGCCAAUUUGAUUGGACCGGGCGACCGGUGGUGUGGAGGCUCCGCCACCGUUGUCCAGGUUGGGGAUAUUCUCGAUCGCGGCGGGGAUGAGAUUAAACUGCUGUAUUUCUUCGAGAAAUUGAAGCGAGAGGCUGCUAAAGCCGGAGGUCAAGUCAUAACCCUAAAUGGAAACCACGAAAUCAUGAAUGUGGAUGGGGAUUUUCGGUACGCUACUCCGAGUGGUUUGAAGGAGUUUGAAAAUUGGUUAAUGUGGCAACGCGUUGGGAAUGCUAUGAAGAAAAUGUGCAAUGGUAUCGAUGGAAAUACGAUUUCUAGGGAUUUAUUGGAUGGAGUUCCCGAUGAGAUUCCUGGAGUUCGUCCGGACUUCUUGAACGCUGCCAGGGCUCGAUUUGCCGCUCUGCGGCCGAAUGGAUUGGUUGCAACAAGAUUCUUGUCGAAGAACCAGACAGUGGUCGUGGUAGGAGACUCUGUGUUUGCUCAUGGCGGGCUCUUACAGAAACAUGUGGUCCACGGUUUUGACCGGAUCAAUGAGGAGGUUAGGGAUUGGAUUCUUGGCGUAAAUAAGCGUGUUGCGAAUUAUUUGGUGCGCGGGAGGAGUUCCAUUGUUUGGAUGAGGAGCUUCUCGAAUGAGCAGGCUAAGGACUGUGAUUGCUCGAUGCUGGAGCACGUGCUCGAGACGAUUCCUGGAGUGAAGAGGUUGAUCAUGGGACAUACUAUACAGCAAGAAGGUAUUAAUGCUGUAUGUGCCAACCGAGCAAUAAGGAUUGAUGUAGGGAUGUCGAAGGAAUGCGGUAAUAAGUUCCCCGAGGUUUUGGAGAUCAAUGAAAACUCUGAGCUUAGGGUUUUGACAUCCAACCCUACGUAUUGGAAAGGGUAUCAUGCUUAUGUGAACAGGGGUAAGAAAGAUGGAUUAGGUUUGUUGACCCCGGAAACCGGAUCGAGGCAAAUUAAGGUGAAUUCUUGAUUGUUGCGCGUCCUAUCUGUAUUGUUCGGAAGCUUCUAGGAUAUACGGAUUCGUUUACCCAAUAAAAUGGAUGGGUUUGGUUCAAUCCAUGAUACCUCAAGGUUAUAAGGAUGUAAGGAUUCUUUAACUUCUAUAGAUUGAAGCAAAUAUGCAGAUUAUUGAUGCAUUGUUUAGUUCUAGCUUGCAACUUUAGUAUAUAGUAUAAAUGCGUCAAGAUUAGGUUGCAAGAACACUACGACUUUAUAUACAUGGAAUCUAUUUUGCAAAUGACUUGUGCCGUGUUUUUUUUUCUCAUCCAAAUGUGAAAUCAUUUCGAUCUUGAUUUUGUAUGCACUAUGGCUAAAUUUGAUGUUGUAGGACAUGCUUACAUAAUUUCUAUUCGGCAGUAUAUUGCAGCGUGUGCCUUUUUCGUGCAAAGUGAAUGUUUUCUGUCUUAAUACGCGAACAUAUUUAUAUAACUUGAGAUCUUAAUUUAGCACCACAAUUUACAAUGCGAAGUUACGUCAUCUCAGAAGGCUGGCAUCAUCUGUUUGCUAUGCUCGAUGGGAGUUCACUUGUGUUUAAGAUAUGCUACAGUACGACGAAUGGUUCAAUUUUUUUUUAAUAUCCUUGCUGUGGUUGAGAAAGAUUGAUUUUGUUGUUAAUUUCCUCUGGAAUACUUCUAUGGGACUCAUUUAAUUUUCUGGCACCAUCCUGCAUUGUAAAUUUACGCACUUCACUUUGAUAUUUAACAUAGUCAAUGAGGAUGACUACACAGUGAAAUUGUAUCACUAAACAGACAACAUUUAGAUUACUCAUAGUUGAGCACUUGAUUUUGGAUUAUAAGGGAUUAGUGUUGUUGGGGACAAAUGCCUUUUGCUGCUUUCGGAUCGGCUAGUUUGCCCAAACAGCAGCAGCCAUAGUUACAAAGAAUCUACGUACUGUUCAUGGUGUAUAUUUAUAAAACUGCUUGCAGCUUUUCAUUUAGUGUCCACUACUAUGGGGUUUUGUUGCUCGUGAGCGCAUACAGGCAUGAAGAACGAGUUUUACAAAGCCAAUUCUUUUGAGGAUGAUUCUUAAGCCAGGCAAGUAAACCUUACAUGUCGACGAGUUCUGUCCUCAAGCUAAUCCCUGGCGAGCUCCAAAAGCCCGGUGAGUGAUAUAUGAUGUCUUCUUAGCCAAUUGUAAUGUAUAUGAUUUGCUUGAUUGCUACAAUCUAUAUGUUGUUCUUACAUUGUACGGGCUAAUCCUUCAAUAAUUUAGGUAAUACUCCCUCCGUCCCACAUACCAUGUCCACGUUGCCGUCCCACAUACCACGUCACUUUUCUUUUUUUUGGAAAAUAAUUACACAUUUUAAUCUCAUUUUAAACCUUUUAAUUUUAUUUAUUUUUUAAAUUUAUAAUUAUUUAUAUUAUAAGAUAAUUAUUUUUAUUAAUAUAUUAUUAAUUAUUUACUAAUUACAUCCCAGACAUGGUCGUAGGACGGAGGUAGUAUUUAUUAUCUAUGAUUUGUGUUCAAUUAUAUGGAACUAAGAAUUGUGUCUUUUUUUUAUUAAUUGAAAUAUCAAUUCAUGUUGCAAGCCAUUCCUUGUAAAAGAAAUUGCCCGUGUAAUUUUGGUUCAUGCC
Andrographis paniculata is the source of this 2915-nucleotide messenger RNA. RefSeq names its product shewanella-like protein phosphatase 2. NCBI's taxonomy places the organism in Eukaryota, Viridiplantae, Streptophyta, Magnoliopsida, Lamiales, Acanthaceae. The transcript has 2 exons. The record is from RefSeq and is a predicted model, not a curated record. Bases 58 to 1311 code for a protein of 417 amino acids. Gene Ontology annotation, molecular function: hydrolase activity.